ACCAUCUAGCAAGUAAUCUGCAUGUUCAUUAACGCAGUUGAAGAGCAAGUACUUAUGUACAUAGUCAAUAGUAGCAGCAAGUGAUCAUAUGCCGUAAGACGGCUCAUAUUUGUAUUUAUCAGGUAGCUAUUAGUUUAAGGUAUUGGAAAUCUAACAAUUAUAAGGAUUGAAUCAUAGCGACUACAUGUAAAAUAUUUACCAGGUCCUCGUUGUUCGGUUUACUUUCGCAAAGCCAAGCCACAAAAUUUGUCCAUUAGUCAAGUAAACGACAUUCCAUAGUCCAGAGUAAAAGAGCGUCCAGUAUAAAAAAUAAGUAUUACAUACAAGCGAGUAUUGCAACGGGGAAGUUGAAUUCUACAUAAAUCAAAAUCUUCGACAGAAAUUAUGGUUGUGGAUAACAGAAAUCAUUUUCGAUCAGUUACAUACAUCGGAAAAUAUUGUUUCCUUUUGUUUCGUGGUUUAUGAUCUAGAUUUUUCUUGAGAAACCACACACUAAUUCUUACACUACCUGAACAAUUUUCAGAUAAUUGUUUAUUUUUCAUCAAUCAUGGGUAUCUCUGUCGUCGUGUUUAAUAUAUAAAAUAAUUGUCCAUAGGAUAGCUUGCUGGAUAAUUUUGUCCAGACUUUGCCUCUGCAUCACUGUUCGACGUAUAAGUUUGUGGUUUUGGUCUGAUUGGCCUGCGCAUAUCUCGAUUCUCUCUAAAAAAUUUCUGGAGACUUUAGACAUACAAAAGUUGAUUUUGGUUCUUGAAAUUUAAGUAUGUGUAUCAAUCAAGUGUAUUCAUCGUUAAGAUAUCAGCAUAUACGUAUAUUAUGUGUAAGUUGGUAACAGCGUUAGGUGCUAACAACUGGCAAGAAUCUUCUAUAGAAUGAUAAACUUGUGAGUGAAAUAGUACGCAGAGUUACAGAGUCAAGAUUGGAGGAGAUAAAACAAUAAACAACACGACAGUGUAGAUGAUCAGUGUGGGGCAGACCACAGUGAUCAAAGUUGCAACCUGAUCAGGUAUUCGUAUAAAGACUGAAAGUGUCCUCCGAAGGCGUCUCAGUGGAAGGUGCGAAUUGUCGCGGAGUUGUUUGUGCUACACAUCACAGUGAAAUAUUCUAGCACGUCUCAUUCCACAACUUUCCAGAGGUGGACUUAAAUUUAAAAUCUGUGAUCAACGUCACGUUCCAAAAUCAUGCGGACAUUGGAAAUUGCAAGAUUCCAAGAAGAACUUCAGCCGGGUUUGCGUGAUGAGAACGAGGAGUUGGACCACUCAAGGACGAGUACUUGUCGCAAACAGGGUCUGAGCUACUUCAACAUUCCUGGAGAAUGUCCGAUGCUGGGGAUGACCGUUGGAGACAUGAUUGACUUUGCUGCGUCCAAGUACGAAGAUGCAGAAGCCUUUGUUGCUCCCUUCCAAAAUGUGCGACGCUCAUUUCGGCAACUGCAACGUGAUGUAGAUAAAUUUUCGGGUGGAUUGGCAGCUCUUGGAUUAAAAUUUGGAGACAGAAUUGCCAUUUGGAGCCCGAACACUUAUGAAUGUUACCUGACUCAAUUAGCUGGAUGGAAAGCUGGUCUGAUUGUGGUUUGCAUUAAUGCAGCUUUGCAAAGUCGUGAACUCCUUUAUGCUCUAAAUAAAGUGGGAGUGAGAUGCAUAGUGAUCUCCAAACAGUUCAAAAAUCAAGAUUACUAUGAAAUUUUGACCAAAUCCAUCCCAGAAAUAAAAAAAUCAUGUUAUCCAGGCCAUUUGAAAAGUCCUCAUGCACCUGAACUGGAGUUUGUCAUUUCGGUCGAGAGAGAUUUACUUGGGGCUAUACAUUUUUCUGACGUUCUGGAAAUUGGGGACAACAAUAUUCUGAUCCCUCAAAAUCAAGAAUCAAAUAAAAUCCAGUUUGAUGAUGUGUGCACGCUAUUUUUUACCUCUGGGACAACCGGAAGUCCAAAAGCCGUAAUGUUAUCUCAUCACAACCUCGUUAAUAAUGGAUACUUUGUCGGACGAAGGCUUGGUUUAAAAAUUAAAGACAGAAUAUGCCUCUCCGUCCCACUUUUUCACGUCUAUGGUUGUCAAGUUGGAAUAUUUGCUUCUAUGAUACAUGGCGUUACGACUGUUAUUCCGUCUUACGGUUACGACGCCAAAGCUAUAGCAUGCAUUUCUGCGAGUGAAAGAUGCACUUAUAUAACUGGAACGCCAACGAUGUUUUCUGAUAUGCUGAAGGCAAUCGAUGGAGUGGAGAUAGACUUUUCAAAUCUCAAGGCCGUAAUUACUGGUGGAGCCAUAUGCAGUCCAGAAUUGGUGAAUGACAUAAGGAAUCGGAUGCCGCUCUCAAAAGUUGUCAGCAAUUAUGGAAUGACAGAAAUUGGAUGCACUUACAUGGGACUCCCGAAUGACUCUGAUUUCUUGGCGUCAUCCACUGCUGGGUUCCCAUGUGAGAAUACUGAGGUGAAAUUGGUUGACAAAAAUGGAAAAAUCGUACCAAUUGGGGAAGAAGGUGAACUCUGUGUUCGAGGCUAUGGCGUGACUUUGGGGUAUUACGGAGAACCAGAAAAGACGUUGGAAGUUUUAGAACAAUCGAGGUGGUUUCACACUGGGGAUCUCUUUGUGAUGUCUGUGAGUGGUCAUGGCCGUGUAGUUGGUCGUAUCAAAGAAAUGGUUAACCGAGGAGGUGAAAAUGUGUACCCCAAAGAAGUUGAAGAUUUCCUAAAAACGCACCCCAAAAUAGUUGAAGCACAUGUUUUUGGAAUGCCAGACCAAAGAAUGGGCGAGGAGCCAUCCGUGUGGAUUCAGUUGCAUGAAAAUGAAAUCAUGACACCCGAAGAGGUGAAAUCCUUCUGCAAAGGCCAGAUCGCCCACUUCAAAAUUCCAAAAUAUAUAUUUUUUCGGGACGACUUUCCCAGAACACCUUUAGGAAAAGUCCAAAAAUUUCGAAUGAGAGAGGAAACAUUGAAGAUUCUCAAAAAAAUGUAAAACAACAAAAUAUUUUGGUUCUCUGUAAUAUUUAAGUAUGUAUGCACAUAUUCAUUACUUAUACGUUAGUAGUAUUUGUACAUUAUUUAAAAUAAAAAUAACUGUAAAUAUUA
This is a messenger RNA of Folsomia candida, 3061 nucleotides long. RefSeq names its product medium-chain acyl-CoA ligase ACSF2, mitochondrial. The transcript is spliced from 13 exons. Lineage: Eukaryota; Metazoa; Arthropoda; Collembola; Entomobryomorpha; Isotomidae. Gene Ontology annotation, biological process: fatty acid metabolic process. The record is from RefSeq and is a predicted model, not a curated record. Bases 1179 to 2948 code for a protein of 589 amino acids. Gene Ontology annotation, molecular function: medium-chain fatty acid-CoA ligase activity.